GCUCAGGCAGCAGAUGAUGAUGUGGUCUGCUUCUUCUUCUGAUGAUGACAGCAGAGGGCCCACACACAGUGGAUCAGUCUUUCCGGGGUUCAAACAAACAGCAAGUGUAGUGUGCUUAAAGAAGAGUCGAGGAACCAUCAGAUGAUAGAUUUAUAGUAUAUAACCUAUGCAACGUUUCCAUUAGCAACACUGCCUCUCUAACAGACGGUCCAGUGCGUUACCACGGAGACACCAAGGGAACCAACAGCAGCUAACACUUCACAGCUAACUACACAGUUAGCCACGACAGCACACAGGUAUGUCUGAAGUUAGUCUUGAGGCUGAAUCGGGGAAGACCUCAGCCGAGGACUCUCAGAUGGAUUGUGAGGGGGUUGUCAACAAGGCGGAAGCGAGUUUGAGUGAGGAUGAGAAAGAGGAGAGUGUAGACGACAGCAGGGGAGGAGAAGACAUAGAUGAUGUGCUGUACGACAUUGAUAUUGACAGCGCUGAAGAAAAUGCAGAAAACAGUGACAAGGCUGUUCAGGAGGAGGAUGAGGGCAUUCAAAGAGAGAGCGUAGUGACGUGCAGUGACGGUGACGCUGCACAUGUGUCUGACAGUGUAGAGAAUGGGGGACACGAGACAAAUCAUCAUAUUGAAACCGCUGAAACGCCAGAGGAAAGUGGAGAUUCUCACACUGAAACAAAGGAAAGCACAAUGACUGAGGAGUCCCAUAGAAGCUCAGCCGCUGAGAUCCCUGUCACCAGCAAUGGAGACCUGGAUCAGAGCCCUGAGACCGUAUUCCAGAGGGACUCUUACCCCAGUGUCCCCGGGGCCCUAAACCUUUCAGAGUCCUGUGUCACCUCCAGCAACUUUGCUUCAACAACAGAAGGCAUCAUUGAAUCAGGACCAUUCACAGGGUCAGCAAGCCUGCCUUCAUCUCCAUCACCUGUAGCUCCCAGCUCAGCUGUCGCAAGCCGCCUGGCGCGCUCUUUCAGCGAUAGUCAGGUUGAGCAAGGCGGGAUGAACGCACAGCCACAAAGCGGAGCAGUGGUCCUUUCGGAUGACUUAAAGAGCCCCGCCAUGGAGAAACUGGACCUAGUGAGAAAGUGGAGCAUCAACACAUAUAAAUGCACCAGGCAGAUCCUGUCAGAGAAGCUGGGUCGGGGCUCGAGGACCGUGGACCUGGAGCUGGAGGCUCAAAUCGAAGUCCUCCGCGACAACAAGAGAAAGUACCAGAAUGUCAUCAAACUGGCUCAGACGCUGGCCAGUCAGCUGUCCCAGGUCAUGACGACACAGAGGCAGCUGGGCGACGCCUUCGCCGACCUCAGCCUCAAGUCACCAGAACUGCAUGAGGAGUUUGGUUACAACGCUGACACCCAAAAGCUUUUGUCCAAAAAUGGAGAGACGCUGCUGGGUGCCAUCAACUUUUUCAUCUGCAGUGUGAACACACUCGUGGACAAAACAAUCGAAGACACCCUGAUUAAUAUCAAACAGUAUGAAUUUGCCAGGGUUGAGUAUGACGCGUACCGUACAGAUCUGGAGGAGUUGAAUCUGGGGCCACGUGACGCCACCACCAUGCCCAAGAUCGAAAACUCCCAGCAGCAGUUCCAGAUCCACCGCGAGAAGUACGAGAGGAUGCGAAACGAUGUCUCCGUCAAGCUGAAGUUCCUGGAAGAGAACAAGGUGAAGGUAUUGCACAACCAGCUCAUCCUGUUCCACAACGCCAUAGCUGCGUACUACGCUGGAAACCAACAGCAGCUGGAACAGACACUCAAGCAGUUCCACAUCAAGUUGAAAAUGCCAGGUGGGGACAGUCCAUCUUGGCUGGAAGAGCACUAAUCACUCCCUCUGAAGCCACAUUGGCUCAGUUUGACAGGAAGUCCUACAGGAACUCCUCCUCCUCCCUUCAACUCUACUUGUCAAUGCCUUUCAAACUUUCACAAUUGUAAAUCUUUUAACUCCAUACGCAAAAUGACAAAAAAAAAAAAAAAAACUACAAUCCUUUUUACUGUUGUUGUUAAAUCAACCUUUUCAUCUUGCAGUUAUUUGAAAUCAUAGGAAGCACUUUUUAAACUGUUUGACAAAUCUGUUGAACAGGAGUUGCUGCAGUAAACACAUCUGGAAACU
This is a messenger RNA of Sebastes umbrosus (honeycomb rockfish), 2107 nucleotides long. RefSeq names its product ADP-ribosylation factor interacting protein 1 (arfaptin 1) (gene arfip1). NCBI's taxonomy places the organism in Eukaryota, Metazoa, Chordata, Actinopteri, Perciformes, Sebastidae. Gene Ontology annotation, cellular component: trans-Golgi network membrane. Gene Ontology annotation, biological process: intracellular protein transport; regulation of Arp2/3 complex-mediated actin nucleation. The record is from RefSeq and is a predicted model, not a curated record. The transcript has 10 exons. Gene Ontology annotation, molecular function: phospholipid binding; protein domain specific binding. Bases 299 to 1819 code for a protein of 506 amino acids.